Molecule: messenger RNA, 2181 nt
Organism: Chiloscyllium plagiosum (whitespotted bambooshark)
Lineage: Eukaryota; Metazoa; Chordata; Chondrichthyes; Orectolobiformes; Hemiscylliidae
Gene: snorc
Product: secondary ossification center associated regulator of chondrocyte maturation
Biological process (GO): cartilage development
Source: RefSeq, a predicted model, not a curated record
AAAAUGACUAUUUGUGUUGUUAAGUUGAUCAUAUGAACUGAUUAAAUAGAAACAGUAGAUCAUUUGGCCCCUUGAGCCUGCUCUAGCAUUUGAUAAGAUGGUGGCUGAUCUGUUUGUGUUUCGAAUUCCACAUUCUUGUCUACUCUAGAUAAUCUUUCAUUACCGUCUGUAACAGAAGCCAUCUAUUUCCAUCUUAAAAAUAUUCAAUUACCGUGCUUCUACUGUCUUCGGGGGAACAGAGCUCCAAAGUCUCUCAACCUUCCGACAGAAAAUUAAUUUCCUCAUCUUUGUCCUAAAAGCAUGGCUCAGAUUUUUAAAACAGCAUCCUCUAGCUCCGGAUUGACCCACAAGAGGAAACGUCCUUUAUAUAUCUUUCUUGUUAAAAACCAUUCAAGAUUUUAUACACUUCAAUCAAGUCACCCCUACUCUUCUAAACUCUGAUGAAAACAAACUCAGCCUUUAACAGGCUAUUUUCAUAUGAUACCCCACUCACUCAGGUCACAACUUAAUUAAAAAAGAAAUUGUGUGUUUCUGUCAAGGUAAGUGGUGGGGUGGGUAAAGUGGGUGGUAGAAUAUGAUGAAACGGCAUCUGGCUCGUUUAUCUCCCUGUUUUGGUCCAUUCCACUGAGAAAGAUGUUAACAUCAUUAUAUUUUCAGCAACUGUGUAUUUAACUAAGACUUUAAAGAGAGAUUAAAAUUCAGUUUCAACUCGCCAGAAUAGAUCUGUUUUUAGGGCUGAAUCAACACUGGUCAGGAAAGUACAACAAACUUUGGUACAGAAAAUUGAAACUGAGGAUACUAUUAUAAGCACCCGUUUAUUUCUCCUAUCUCCCAUCUGCGGGAGGUGAAAGGAAUUUUGAAACACAGUUUUGAACAAUAAUCCUGCAAAUGCUAAACUGAAAAUGUGGAGAGCAAAACUUAAAUGUUCUUUUAUAUAUUUCCCUCCACCCCCGAGACUUAUUCAUGUUAGCAAUUUGAGACCAAAGAUACACAAACUUAAGGCUGAGAACUAAAUCUCUUCCAAGUAGCAUAAAUAUAAUUAAACUCCAGGCUUAGAAAUGAGACUAAAAUAAUUUGUAGCACUAGAAUGGCACUAGUAUGCGUGAAUAUUGCUCAAUUUAUGUACAAAAUAAGCAUUACAAUAAUCCUUGUGUAUCUGGAGCUUAGGUAAUGUAAAUAAUGUGGCUUGUUGACGUUUGUAAAGGAACAGCUCUUAGCAUUCAACUUUAGAUGGGUUACUGAGCUACAUGAAAGAAGGAAAAACACUAAAUGACACUGAUUCUCAAUUUUAAGAGAAAACAAACUGUUGCAAGAACAGGUUAAUUGUUAAAUGUUUCUGUCAAUUAUGCACACAAGACAGUAAUGCAAGGAUGUGGGGCACAGGGCAUUAAUGCUGAUAGUAAUGAAAGGCAAGUGAUCUUACUGUUUACUGUAAAAUAUAAAAGUAUUGUGUACAGGAGACAUUAAACUAAAUUAAUUCACUAUUUAUAAUUCAGUUUAAUCCUACUUGAAAUCUCUUCUAUACCACUCCAGAGGAGAAGAUAUUAAGAGCUUUGUAGGAAAUCAGCCAAAUAGCAUGCCAUAAUUUCCUUUUACUUCAUUUAUCAACAUACUUGUCUGGUAUGUGGGUGGUAGGUGUGGGCUUCAGCUAGGGUUGUGGGUUUAGAUGCUCAGUGCUCUUUUUGGUGCAGUGUAGAAAGGCUCCCUUGUAUGUGUCAGAAGCAAGCAUCUCCCAGAUCACAUUUUUUAAAACUACUUUGACCACACAAGACAUCAGAUAGUUUCACUCUCCGAAACAAAAUGGCCCAGUGCAGACGUUGGAACCUGCUUCCAUGGACUAUUUUAGGGACCACCAUUCUGAUAGCACUACCAGGUCUCGCUUCAGAAGUACAGGGACCUCUUGUUCUGGUCCCUCCUAACGAAGCCUUGGAGAUAUCUUCAGGAGCAGGUGCGGUUGAGACGGUUACUCCUGGAAACUCUGUAGAAGACAGUUCAAUGACUUCAGAUUAUGGAUAUUUUCCAGAUGACUCUGAACCCGUGGAGAGAGGAUCACUGGGACCUGGGGCAAUAUCCGCCAUUGUAAUUGCUGCAGUCCUUGGAGUGUCUGUAUUGUUCAGCCUGAUCAUAAUCACCGUGAGAAAGCUGUCAGCAUCUUAGGCUCAAUAAAUGGUUAAUAAUAGA